This is a messenger RNA of Gastrolobium bilobum, 1800 nucleotides long. RefSeq names its product protein COBRA-like. The coding region runs from base 167 to 1513 and encodes 448 amino acids. The transcript is spliced from 6 exons. NCBI's taxonomy places the organism in Eukaryota, Viridiplantae, Streptophyta, Magnoliopsida, Fabales, Fabaceae. Gene Ontology annotation, biological process: plant-type cell wall cellulose biosynthetic process; cellulose microfibril organization. Gene Ontology annotation, cellular component: plasma membrane. The record is from RefSeq and is a predicted model, not a curated record.
ACCGCAUAUUUUCCACUCUCUCUCUUUCUUUUCCACACUUUCUCUCUCUUCUUUUUCUUUAUUUUCUAGUCUUCUCUUCUCUGUCACAGAUCUUGAACCAGCCAUUCAGUCAAUAACUGAGAGCACCAGAAUCGCCAAAACACAAACAUUUCUUCAUCCAGAAAAUAUGGGCUUGUCUUUGUUAUCAAAAGCAAGUCCUUGCAUUUUGUUCUUGUUACUACUUUCUUGCACUUGCUUCACUUCAACAGAUGCUUAUGAUGCACUUGACCCUAAUGGGAAUAUCACAAUCAAAUGGGAUAUUAUAAGCUGGACACCUGAUGGAUAUGUUGCUGUUGUUACAAUGAACAACUUCCAACAAUAUCGUCAUAUCGCAGCACCUGGCUGGUCACUAGGAUGGACAUGGGCAAAGAAGGAGGUAAUUUGGACCAUGAUGGGAGGGCAGACCACUGAACAAGGGGAUUGUUCAAAAUUUAAGGGAAAUGUUCCACAUUGCUGUAAAAAGAAUCCGUUAGUUGUGGAUUUACUUCCUGGAACACCUUAUAAUCAGCAAAUUGCAAAUUGCUGCAAAGGUGGGGUACUCAGCUCAUGGGCUCAGGAUCCAACCAACGCAGUUUCAUCAUUUCAAGUCAGCGUUGGUAGAGCUGGAACCACAAACAAAACUGUCAAACUCCCAAAAAACUUCACCUUGUUAGCACCAGGACCAGGUUAUACUUGCGGACCAGCAAAAAUUGUGAGACCCACUCAAUUCAUUCAAGCAGACAAAAGGAGAGUGACCCAGGCACUUAUGACAUGGAAUGUGACAUGCACAUAUUCGCAAUUUCUAGCUCAGAAAACUCCUACUUGUUGUGUCUCCCUCUCAUCUUUCUAUAAUGAUACUAUUGUACCCUGCCCAACAUGCGCAUGUGGCUGCCAGAGUAACUCAUCUCAAUCAGGGGGCUGUGUAAAUCCAGACACACCACAUUUGGCAUCAGUUGUUGCUGGCACCGGAAAGAAUAGUUUUACACCUUUGGUUCAAUGUACUAGUCAUAUGUGCCCAAUCCGAGUCCAUUGGCAUGUUAAGCUUAACUACAAGGAGUACUGGCGUGUGAAGGUUACUAUUACUAAUUUUAAUUACAGGAUGAAUUAUUCAGAUUGGAACAUGGUUGUUCAACACCCAAACUUUGACAAUCUGACUCAACUGUUCAGUUUCAACUACAAGUCAUUAACUCCUUAUGGGACAAUAAAUGAUACAGCGAUGCUUUGGGGAGUAAAGUUCUAUAAUGAUUUUCUAAAUGAAGCUGGCCCUAAUGGUAAUGUUCAGUCAGAGCUACUCUUCCGAAAGGAUCAAGCAACUUUUACUUUUGAUAAGGGUUGGGCUUUUCCUCGAAGAAUCUACUUCAAUGGUGACAACUGUGUGAUGCCAUCACCUGAUGCUUAUCCGUGGUUACCUAAUGCUGGUUCCCGGCAAGAGGUUUCCUUGUUUUCUUUAGUGAUGGCUUCUUUUGUAGCCUAUGUAUUUUAUGCAUACUCUUAAAGUUCCAAUAUGUGGUACACUCAAACCUUGUAAUAUAAAAUUUUCAGUCAGACCAGUUUUGACUCAUUUGUGAUGUCAAUUUGGUAUUUGAAGCAAAGGGGAGGAUGACAUGGAGUGGAAAUUGAAGAUUAUGUCAUGUGUCCUAUGAUUUGUUACAAAGGAUUCAGCAUAUUGGUGGUAGAAUUUGCUAUUGUAUUGUUAUUUGUGUCUGUUGUAAUGCAAUGAUACAUAUAUUCUUAUUGUAACUGUAACUGUAAUUAUAAUAAAUAUAUACAGCAACAUAUCAC